Molecule: messenger RNA, 1292 nt
Organism: Zophobas morio
Lineage: Eukaryota; Metazoa; Arthropoda; Insecta; Coleoptera; Tenebrionidae
Product: regucalcin-like
Exons: 4
Coding region: 301-1230 (309 amino acids)
Biological process (GO): L-ascorbic acid biosynthetic process
Molecular function (GO): gluconolactonase activity; calcium ion binding
Source: RefSeq, a predicted model, not a curated record
CAACAGGUGCAGUAGCUAUCACAAAACCGAUAAAACGUGCUGAAUUGCAGCACACCAAUCAAGAAAAUAUUUAAAACAUGAAUUAAUUACCAAUCGCAACCGGUAUUCUUGCUUUUCUCAUCUCCCGCUAAUCUCUAUUGACAUUUUCAUGCCCGAAUUCCUGAUAAUACCUAUCAGAAAAAUCCGUUUAUAUACGAAUUAAGCCACAGCUAUUUCAGGGUCAGUGUUAACGACUAACAAGCCUCGAUUGUUGACUUAUUUAAACCAACAGAGACACAAUCGUGCAAUCGUUCACGCAACAUGGCACCGAAAGUGGAGCGAAUUACAGAAGCUACGGAAUUAGGAGAAGGUCCUCACUGGAACGCAGCCACCCAGAGCCUCUACUUCGUGGAUAUUUUCGGAAAAUCAAUACACCGGUAUGUGCCGGCAACAAAAAAACACACGACGGCUGUCAUCGGAACCGGCCACGUCUCCAUCAUAAUCCCCAUCGACGGCCAAAAAAACAAAUUCGUCAUCAGCAUCGGUCGCGAGCUCUACACAAUCAAAUGGGACGGUGAAACCCCCGACGUGUCCGAUCUCACAAAAAUAGGCGCCGUCGACGACAACCCCGACACCCUCUACAACCGAUUCAACGACGGCAAAUGCGACCCCACCGGGCGCUUAUGGGUCGGCACCAUGGGCGAAGAGCCCGAAAACGGCCACGUCGCCCGCAACAAAGGCGGCCUCUUCAGCAUCGACUCCAGCCAAAAAUUCAAAAAACACUUAAGCAACAUCUCCAUUUCAAACGGUCUGGCCUGGAGCAGCGACCUGAAAAAAAUGUACUACAUUGACUCGCUGAAAGUGACGAUUGAUGAGUACGAAGUGGAUCUGAAACAUGGCAGCUUGUCUAACGGGAAGCCCAUUUUCACUUUGGAUAAGCACAAAAUCCCUGGGUUUCCGGACGGGAUGGCUAUAGACACCGAUGGGAAUCUGUGGGUGGCGAUUUUUAAUGGUUGCAGAGUGAUUAAAAUAGAUCCCCGCAAACCGGAAACUCUUCUUCAGACGAUCGAGAUUCCUGCGAAACAGGUGACUUCGGUGGCUUUCGGGGGGCCGAAUUUGGACGAGCUUUAUGUUACAACGGCUGCUUUUACUGUGGAUGGGGUGGAAUUGCCUCCACCUAAUCAUGGGGCCACUUACAAGGUGACUGGAAUUGGGGCUAAAGGCUUGCCCGGAGUUAAUUUCAAGCUAUAAUUAUAUUACAAUUUUAUCUGUGUUACAUAAUGAUAACGAUAAUAAAGUGAUUAAUAGAAAAA